Paralichthys olivaceus (Japanese flounder) is the source of this 771-nucleotide messenger RNA. Its product is annotated as L-rhamnose-binding lectin SML-like. Lineage: Eukaryota; Metazoa; Chordata; Actinopteri; Pleuronectiformes; Paralichthyidae. The record is from RefSeq and is a predicted model, not a curated record. Gene Ontology annotation, molecular function: carbohydrate binding.
UGAGACUGUCCCAGCCACCAUCAUCACUUGGACGGGAUCUUCUGAAACCAUGCUCCACUUCAGACUCAGCACCACACUGUUGCUGGCAACAAUAUAUUUGCUCCAGACAACAGUCUCCACAGAGACUGUCAUCACCUGUGACAAUGGCGGCGAUGUCCAAUACUUGAGCUGUGAUUUAGGAGUGAUCCAUGUGAAGGCAGCCCUGUACGGACGUUCAAACAAGAAGACCUGCAGUGAGGGCAGACCUCCGCAACAACUUACAAAUACAAAUUGUUCUCAAAAGGGCGCUCUGAAUGUCAUCAAGGAGAGGUGUGAUGGCAAGAAGACAUGUGAGAUAAAUCCAAACCGUGCCUCUGAUCCCUGCCAAGGAAUCUACAAAUAUCUGGAGACCAACUACACCUGCGACCCAGCAAUUCGCAUUGUUGCAUGUGAGGGGUCUACGGCACAAUUGUUCUGUGAUCCAGGGCAGGUUAUAUUUGUGAUUGGAGCUGACUACGGACGCCGUGACCAGACUACCUGCUCCUAUAUGCGGCCUGUAUCUCAGCUUAGACGUGUUGACUGCUUCGGCUCCACUAAGAAAGUUGCUGACAGCUGUAACGGGAAAAACAGCUGUUCUGUCUUUGCAAGAAACAAAGUGCUUGGAGACCCCUGUGGAGGCAUUUACAAGUACCUGGAGGUGGCUUACCGGUGUGAAUAUCCUGUGGUCACUCCUCAGUAGUAAACUGUAAAAAAAUUACAUCAUCACAAUAAACAUAUGCUGAAUAAAAUAAA